AUGACGCAGAAGAACAAUGUCAUCAGGCAUUGGUGUUAUCCCAGUUGUUGUGUUAAAUUUCUUAACUCCUUCAUCAUGGAUUCAUUGGACAGUGUUCUUUUUCUCAAGAAAAUAGACAAAUGUUGGCAAGACCACUGCAGACAAAUGGUAAGGCUUGUUUUUCUUCCAAAUAAUACUUUUGUGAACUUGGAUCCCAGAUGGUUUCCCCCCACGAACACCUGCAACUUCCUGAAAACUGCCUUGCGAGUUGGAACAGGAACUAUCUUGAGUAGCUUUCCAGGGGUCACAGAUAGAUGUGGAGGCAGGGGAGAUCAUUAGCUGUGCUAGAGAGAGAAGUGCUUUCUGCUCACAGAUAUUUAGGCAAAUACAACUUUUUUGUUUUAUUAGGAAAUGAUGCAAGCAAUUAUAUAUUUAGGACCUAUUUUGGUUGCAUUGCUUUUGUGUCCUGACACAAGGUAUUCAAUUCGCAACUCUUGGCGACAGUUUCUGUCACUUCGAAUCUGGUACAUUAUGCUGCAUAAUUUUUAGGGGUCCCUUAGGAAGAUAACCCUUUUUGCAAUGCGCCUCAGUAAUUUUAAAAGGGCAGCGCCAUAAAACCUGCUUAAAGAAGUAUUUCAUCAGAAUAUUGUAUGAAGAAUUAGAUUAAAAUGUGCCCUCACUUCAGUCUCUGGAGGGAAUGAAGUUUCCCCAGGUGACAGGAAGUGCAGCAGCUUUUCAGUGUCUCUUACCCUGUCCUGGUUGUGGAAACCUGCACAUCAAUGGGGCAAGUAAGAGGAUGUGCACCAUUCAUCUUAAGGAACAUGGUAAAGCAAGAGGGAGGAGUCGGUCAGUUCAUAUGUUUGACUUUCUAAAGUUGCAGUCAAUAAGGCAUAUUUAGAAACAAGGCCUGUUAAAAUUGGUGGCCUUCCCAACCAAGUAAUCAUGUUUAGGAUCAGGGCACAAGAAUGAUCUUGCUUUAUGUCAAAAUGUUUAUGGCUUGAUUUUUUUUUCCCUCCCCCUUACAGAUAAUGAUUAGAAGUAUCUUUUUGUUCCUGGAUCGAACAUACGUUCUUCAAAAUUCAAUGCUGCCAUCAAUUUGGUGAGAAUGAAAAGAGAAGUAUUGAUUUUAGACUUCCAAAUGCUUUGUCAAAAAUAUAGAUUCAGUUUUUCUUCCCUUCCAUUGUGAUUGAGAGUCACAGUGAACUGACAGUGAAUAGAGAAUCUUGGUAGCAUGGCUGGUAUAUAUGUUUUCUUUGCUUAUCCUGACCACCCAGAUUUUCACAAGGGGGGGGUGUGGCAGUUGAAAGCUAAAGUUAAGCUAAACCAAGUUCAUAUUUGGAAAGUAUCAACUAGCUCCAGAACGGUGAACGAGGUCACUAUGCAUAUUGUUUGGAUACCAAGAAUGGCAGCAGUGCUACAUGUUGGGAACAAUUGAGCCAUCAGGAACCAGCUGGGCAAAAGGGUCUCUGUCUUCUGGCACCAUUUUCAAACAUCACAAUAAGCCAUACACAAGCCAUUUAUGCCUGCGUCUUGCCUCUCCACCAGCACUGUGGAGAAACAAAGAACAAUUAGCAUUGUUUCUUUUGUUCCUGGUUUUUCAAUCACUGUUUGCGUGAGCACAACAAUUCCUGGUUCAGGUAUAAUGCUAAGCAGGUGUUAUCAUGGUUUGUUUCCUCUGCACGCUCACAGUGAAAAGCAAAACAAUCCAGGUUGACGCAUUCAUGGUAAACCAUUAAUUAUGCUUUACUAUGAAACGGGCCAGUGGCAAAAGCAAAUAGCAAUUUAGUCUUGAAAUUUUAAAACAGGUGAUGCAAAAGUAGAAUGCUGCUAGCCUGGAACAAUUGACUGGUUGUUUUUGUUUUUAACCAUGUAGUUAAGCAUGCUUAACAAAAUGCAGACCUUUGGGUUAUGCCCUCCAGAACUCUACUCAUUGUCUGUGUACUUAUUUAAAAUCUCCUCAGUGACUUUUACAGGAACAAAAUGUGUCAGAGCCUUGGUUUAGAGCCUUGUGUUCCCAGUGUGGUAUCAGUGUUAUAAGUGGUGCACAUUAGGUUGGACCUCAAUUUAUCAUACCAUUUAUAGAAGGACUCCUUUCGUGAAAGGAGCUAUAAGUUUUUUCCAACCUAUUUAUUGCUUGUAUUAAACUUGCUACUAGUAUUAAAUUCUGGAAGCACUCCUGUUGUUUUCUCCCGCAGCCAACUGCCUGUUUUUAAUCUUUUAAAUCCCAUUCUCAACUUAACUCUGGAAGAGUUCCUAGUAUGUAUGUAUUUAUCCAAAUUUCAGGUUAUAUGAGUAGGUAUAUCCAAUUCAUAUGAAUACAUGCCUCUUAAAUGCAUUUACACACAUUUUUUGGUCCUUGGAAAAAUGUGCAGGUAAAAUGGGCCCAUUCCACCCUUGGUGUAAGAGCUUGCUAUGGACAUUUACACAGAUCACUUAAGGCCUGGUCAACUACUAGUUUCUGAACCCUUUAUGAGAAUCUGGCUUGCUGGGUUAGGUCAUAUAUGCAUGAAAGAGCCAAGGACUCACUUUCUCUUGUGCUGUAUUCAGAAAGUAAUACCUGAUCAGGCCUGUAGAUUACUUCUGCAGUUGAGCACUUAGACAAAAUAAAUGUAGAACAAAGCUGCCUCUCUGUGUUGGUCUCUGCUUCCUUAUAAUGAUUUAUUCAUUUCCAGGGAUAUGGGGCUAGAAUUGUUUAGGACUCAUAUAAUUAGCGAUCAGAAGGUCCAAAACAAGACCAUUGAUGGCAUCCUUCUGUUGGUUGAGCGAGAGAGGAGCGGCGAGGCUAUUGACAGGAGCCUUCUUCGCAGCCUUCUCAGCAUGCUUUCAGAUCUUCAGGUAAGCAAGGGAUGCCCCAUCACACUGAACCUGUACUUGUUGUGUUGUGUUGUGUUGUGUUGUAAACUGUCUUGUGAUCUUCUGAUGAUGGGUAGUAUAUAAAUUUAAUUAAUAAAUAAAUUAAAUGAUUGAAUAAUGUCAGAGUAAGCUGUGAGAGCAUCCUAAGCAAAUGACCCAUUUGUUUUCCACAGAUUUAUCAGGAUUCUUUUGAACAUAGAUUCUUAGAAGAAACAAAUCGCCUGUAUGCAGCGGAAGGACAGAGGCUUAUGCAAGAAAGAGAGGUAUUUUAUUACCUUAUUGCUCAUGGGCACCAUGGGGACAUUAACCUCCUGGUUAAUGAGGGCAGAACAGUAGCUCCCAAGACUUGUUUUGCUGUGCUGACACGGGCUACAAUUAAGUAUUUCAGCAAUAAUACGACAAGAUGUAAUAAUGCCCCUCCAAUUUGGUUCUCAGACAUUUUUCCCCCAAUAAAGGAUAUACCAUUCUCACCUUAUUUAACUUUUCUCCAUAAUUUAUUCAAUCUGUCAGGUUCCAGAGUACCUCCAUCAUGUCAACAAACGCUUGGAAGAAGAAGCAGACAGGAUUAUCACCUACUUGGAUCAAAGCACUCAGUAAGUGUGUAGACUCCCUCAACCUGGUGUGUUAAACAUGUUUAAAAUGACCUCCUGGUUUCAGCAUUUCUUUUCGCCAAAGUGUGGUUUAAUUUCCUAGACAUAAAGAAUAAUGUCCAGCAAGGCCACACUCACAUCAGUUGUCAGAAAUUACAUAGUUUCCAGGAGAAAAGACAAGCGUUGACACCAUUAAAACCAUGCAAAACUUAAACAAGUUCUGGGAAUAAAUUGUCAAAGAUGAGAGUUGUAGCUCAUCAACAUCGAGAGGGCAUUGCAUUGGCUACCUCUGCUCUAGAUGAUUUAUCUGCUUCUAUAUAAAAGACAGGAGAGACCAGAAGCAGUUUUUUAUACACACACACACCCCACCAAUCUGGACCAUAAACACAUUGUUAACAAGUAAUUAGGAAUGUUAUUGUUUGAAGCAUCUUGGUAUUCCAGUUGGGUUGAAAACGGUUAACUGGUAAGCAAAAAGAAUGUAAUUCUAAACACUUUUUCCUAUAGGAAACCACUAAUUGCUACUGUAGAAAAGCAGCUGCUAGGUGAACAUUUAACAGCCAUUCUACAGAAAGGUAACCUAUCUUUCUUCAUAUAAAUCUUUCUUCUUACUGCUUCUUCAGGGCUUUCAGUUCCAUAUACGAAAUGGUGAUUUGCAAGCAGUGGCGUAGUAAUAAUAAUAAUAAUAAUAAUUUAUUAUUUAUACCCCGCCCAUCUGGCUGGGCUUCCCCGGCCACUCUGGGCGGCUUCCAAAAGAAUAUUAAAAUACUAUAAUACAUCAAACAUUAAAAGCUUCCCGAACAGGGCUGCCUUCAGAUGUCUUCUAAAAGCCUGGUAGUUGUUGUUCUCUUUGACAUCUGGUGGGAGGGUGUUCCACAGGGAAGGCGCCACUACCGAGAAGGCCCUCUGCCUGGUUCCCUGUAACUUGGCUUCUCGCAGUGAGGGAACCGCCAGAAGGCCCUCAGUGCUGGACCUCAGUGUCCGGGUAGAACGAUGGGGGUGGAGACGCUCCUUCAGAUAUACUGGACCAAGGCCGUUUAGGGCUUUAAAGGUCAGCACCAACACUUUGAAUUGUGCUCGGAAACGUACUGGGAGCCAAUGUAGGUCUUUCAAGACCGGUGUUAUGUGGUCUCUGCGGCCGCUCCCAGUCACCAGUCUAGCUGCCGCGGUCUGGAUUAGUUGUAGUUUCCGGGUCACCUUCAAAGGUAGCCCCACGUAGAGCGCAUUGCAGUAAUCCAAGCGGAGAUAACCAGAGCAUGCACCACUCUGGUGAGGCAGUCCGCAGGCAGAUAGGGUCUCAGCCUGCGUACCAGAUGGAGCUGGUAAACAGCUGCCCUGGACACAGAUUUGACCUGUGCCUCCAUGGACAGCUGUGAGUCCAAAAUGACUCCCAGGCUGCGCACCUGGUCCUUCAGGGGCACAGUUACCCCAUUCAGGACCAGGGAAUCCUCCACACCUGCCCGCCUCCUGUCCCCCAAAACAGUACUUCUGUCUUGUCAGGAUUCAACCUCAAUCUGUUAGCCGCCAUCCAACCUCCAACCGCCUCCAGGCACUCACACAGGACCUUCACUGCCUUCACUGGUUCUGAUUUGAAGGAGAGAUAGAGCUGGGUAUCAUCUGCAUACUGAUGAACACCCAGCCCAAAUCCCCUGAUGAUCUCUCCCAGCGGCUUCAUGUAGAUGUUGAAAAGCAUGGGGGAGAGGACAGAACCCUGAGGCACCCCACAAGUGAGGGCCCAGGGGUCUGAACACUCAUCCCCACCACCACUUUCUGAACACGGCCCAGGAGGAAGGAGCGGAACCACUGUAUAACAGUGCCCCCAGCUCCCAGCCCCUCAAGACGGUCCAGAAGGAUGUUAUGGUCGAUGGUAUCAAACGCCGCUGAGAGAUCCAGCAGAACUAGGAAACAGCACUCACCUUUGUCCCUAGCCCGCCGGAGAUCAUCAACCAGUGCGACUCAAGGCAGUUUCAGUCCCAUGAUGAGGCCUGAAUCCCGACUGGAAGGGAUCCAAAUGGUCCGCUUCUUCCAGGCGUGCCUGGAGUUGUUCAGCAACCACUCGCUCAAUCACCUUGCCCAAGAAUGGAAGAUUUGAGACUGGGCGAUAGUUGGCUAUUGUGGCCGCAUCUAAAGAUGGUCUUUUAAGAAGCGGUUUAAUAACCGCCUCUUUCAGCGGGUCUGGGAAGGCUCCCUCACGGAGGGAAGCAUUCACCACCCCACGAAGCCCAUCGCCCAGUCCUUCCCGGCUAGCUUUUAUAAGCCAGGAUGGGCAAGGAUCAAGGAGGCAAGUGGUUGGUUUCACUCGUCCAAGCAGCCUGUCCACAUCCUCGGGGGUAACAGAUUGGAAUUGAUCCCACACAACUUGACUAGACAGGACUCUAGCACUCUCCCGCCCCGGCCCUGCUCCCACGGUGGAGUCUACCUCUUCUCGAAUCUGAGCGACUUUAUCUGCAAAAAACUUUGCAAAGUCAUUGCAGGAGAUCAUGUGGCCGCUACUGGGCCCUGAUGGAGCAGGUGGUUCCGCUAAAUUGCGAACCACCUGAAAGAGUCUCCUGCUGCUGUUUUCCGCAGAUGCAAUAGAGGCGGUGAAGAAAGUCUUCUUCGCCGUCGCUAUCGCCACUUGGUAGGCUCGACAUUGAGCUCUAACCCGUGUCCGGUCAGAUUCAGAAUGGGUUAUCCGCCACCGGCGCUCUAGCCGUCUCAACGAUUGUUUCAUUGCCCUCAGAUCCGUGGAAAACCACGGGGCUGUCCGGACUCCAUGCAAUCGGAGAGGGCGCGUUGGAGCCAAACAGUCAAUAGCCCUGGUUAACUCCACAUUCCAGCGGGCCACCAGGGAAUCAGCUGAAAGGCCAUCAACAUGGGAUAAAACAUCCCCUACCACUCUCUGGAAACCAUUUGGAUCCAUUAAGUGGCGGGGGCGGACCAUCUGAAUCGGUCCCGCCUCCCUGCAGAGGGGAAGGGUCACGGAGAAGUCCAGUUGCACCAGGAAGUGAUCUGACCAUGGCACUUCUUUGGUUUCGCUUUUACUUAAUGUCAGAUCACCAACAUCCAUAGAGGUGAACACCAGGUCUAAGGCAUGCCCGUGGCUAUGAGUUGGGCCAGACUUAUUCAGGGACAGCCCCAUGGAGGCCAUGCUUUCCACGAAGUCCCGAGCGGCCCCUUGUAAGGUCGUGUCGGCAUGGAUGUUAAAGUCCCCUAGGACAACCAAACUAGGUGUCUCCAGGAGGACAUCCGCCACGACCUGAAGCAGCUCGGGCAGGGAAUCCUUGGUGCAGCGGGGAGGUCGGUACACCAAUAGGAAUCCUGUACUGCCCCUAUUGCCCAACUUCCAGAACAUGCACUCAGAGAACUGGGUCUUUCCAAUAGGACGCCUGGUGCAAACUAAUGACUUCCUAAAAAUCACUGCAACAGACCCUCCCCGCCCACAAGGCCUGGGUUGCUGUGCGUAAGAGAAACCCGGUGGACAAGCAGCGGCAAGGACGGGCCCAUCUGCUUCAUCCAACCAGGUCUCUGUCACACAUGCCAGGUCAAAUCCUCCAUCCACAAUCAGGUCGUGGAUGGCAGAGGUUUUAUUCAUCAUUGACCUGGCAUUGCACAGCAACACUUUCAGGUCAUGUGGGUUUCCCUUGUUGAUUCCAGUAGCAAGGCCAGGUGGUACCCGGUGUAGAAUUUUUUUUGUCAGCCCCCCCCCAUUGAAAUUAUUAAAAGGAAUUAUACUUACACAAGUGUUAUUUUCUGGUUUAUUUACUUACCAUUGUGAUCAUAAGCACCUAAAAUGUUUUUCCCCUAACAUUGUCUCAGAGACUGUAUUUUUAAUCUCUUUUCAAUCAUCAAGGCAUUCUUAAGUGUUGCCUGCUUCCCACCCCUACCAUCCAUAUCUACCCUAUGUGUCUCCUGAGUUUUUUUCAUGUUAGUCUCAUCCAUUUUUCCUAAUUUCCUCCCUUCCUUGCUUCAAGACAUUCAAUUCUUCUGUUAUCAAUGGUUCUAUCUUAGUAGUCAGUUCUGACACUAUUUCAAUAUUUUCAUCCAUUUGGGCUCGAAUCUUGUCUGCUAAAUUUCCUUCAUCUCUUUAAUCAAUUCUUCUUUCCACACAAAGAAAAGUCCCCUCAAUUCCAAGCAAACCUUGUUCCUUGAUAUGUUUUUAACUACUCAAAAUACUCAGGACCGUGUGGAAUUCACAUAAUCUACUCUGCCUUCCCUGGUUCUCAAAACAGUCAGUUUUACAGCAGUACUUAUCACUUUGUCAAGGCCACUUUCCCAGGAAACACCGCUUCCUGUACUUUCCCUCCAGCCCAGUUACCCAUUACACAUAUACAGUUUAAAAUAAAAUCCAAAUUUCCAAUUAACAUUCAAAGUACACAAAUAUUUACAUUAAAAAGAACACACACACACAAAAAAACAACAACAGCAUGUCCAGAAAGUAUAAGUAAUGACUUAUUUUCCCAGGGAAGAGUAGAUAGUUCUCAGUCAUCCAAUUCCCUAGAAAUGUCUAUAAGGAGUUGCAAACAAUUGAAGAUCCUUAUAGUUUCUCUUUUCAGCAAAAUACAGUGGUACCUCGGGUUGCAGACGCUUCAGGUUACAGACUCUGCUAACCCAGAAAGAGUACCUCGGGUUAAGACCUUUGCUUCAGGAUAAGAACAGAAUUCGCAUGGCGGCAGCGGGAGGCCCCAUUAACUAAAGUGGUGCUUCAGGUUAAGAACAGUUUCAGGUUAAGAACGGACCUCCAGAAUGAAUUAAGUUCUGAACCCGAGGUACCACUGUGUAGACAUAUGCAGUUCUUUUGAUGUUUCAGCCUUUCUGACCUGUUCCAAUCUUUCAAGUUUCAGUUUAUCUCUCCUAGCAUUUUUAUAAGCGCACCCAGCUUCCAACUUUAAGAAGGCAGGGUAGGGACUCUCAGAUGCUUCCAGAUUCUGCCUGGGUCCUGGCACCACCUUCCCAGCAAUCUUUGUAGAAAUAGUUUCUCCUUUCAAAAAGGCAUAGGCAUAUCCAGUCCUUAUCAAUAUUUCAGCUUCUCUAGUCUGUUCCAAAUUUAAAAUUCCAAUUUAUAAGAAUUCUUUGAAAACAAACUCAGUCUUCUUUAAACCACUCCAGCCAAGGUGUAUUCACAAUUCACAGUUAUAAAUCCAGUUGAAGGUAAUAAAGAAUGGGUUUCAGUUGAUUUUUAGUCUGAAUGUCACAUCAACAAGCAAAUAUACCAUUGAUGCCUGCAUUGAGCCCACCCACCCCCCCACACACACUGGGCCAACGCUGGUGUUCCCAGAAGCGCAGGGCAGGGCACACAGGAGGAACAGGCGGUGGCACCCGCAGGCAGGGCUCUGUGGCAUCCCUUCUGCCUCUGCUCUAUCGCGGGGGCCCAUCCCAGCACGUGCUCAGGCAGGGAGAGCAGGGCCUGGCCUGGCCAACUGCGCAUGAUGCAACUCAGUCUCAACCCCGCUUGGUUCCUUGAGGUAAUUGCGUGCACGCCCUUUGCCUCAAGUACAAAUUUAAAGACUAGUUCAGCUGGCAUUUUGUCACCCCCCCCCCCCCGAUGGCACCUGGAGCAGACUGCACUCACCACACACCCCUUGCUACCCCCCUGCUUGCAAGUCCUGUCCUCAUUGCAGGAAAGGAGCCACUGUAGUGCCUUCAGAUGUGUUUGAGAAUGAAAACAUAAUAUUCCUAGGAACAGAAAAAGAGAAAGUUUGGGUAUAGGUUGUCCAAUAAGAUUUGUCAACCCUAUAUGGCAUUAAGAGUUUCAAGGCAAUAUGGAUGUCAACUUUCAGUGGAGAACAAGGGAUAGGUGAGAUAAACUAAAUGUUUUGCUUUCUUGCCUUUUAAAAUGGUCAUUAUGCUUAAGACACCAUGCUUUUCAAAGAGAAUGAAAUCUGCUUUUCCUGAAGGGCAGUUAACAUAGGAUUACCAGAGAGCCUGUAACCCAUAUUGGUGGGAGUUGGGUGCAUGAGAUACAGACAGAAGCAUUGUCCACGAGACUCUAGAGCAACAUCCAGGAAUGCUGCCAUUAUUGUGCCAAAGCUGGUGGAGGGAAAGGGGGUGUUUUUAAAAUCACAUUUUGCUUACUAUUAUGGGGUGUGUGAAAGCACUGAAAUUGCUCCCUCUAGCUGUGCAGAAUGGAAGUGUUUGUUUUGCUUUAUCCCAUCCUUUAUCCUAGGAGUUUGUGAAGGUGUACAUUGUUAUUCCCCUUGCCACCAUUUUUUCAAUGUUAUCAUUUUAAUGAUAAAAAAACCAUUCUUCACUAGAAAUCAUGCGGCAGGAGCAGCAGCCUCAGCAAUAGAUUUAAGACCUUCACUUCUGAAAACUGUCUCAUCCAAUGUGAUUUCUCAAUUCAUCUGUUGUCUCAAUUUCAGUCUUCUCCCCAACUUUUAGACCUGUAGUUUCUUAAAUAUUCUCAAUUGCAUUUGUUUCAUUUGGAGUAAUUAGUAACACAUCUUUAUCUUGCAGGUUUAAAUCACCUUCUGGAUGAAAAUCGAAUUCAGGAUUUGUCUCUAUUGUAUCAGUUGUUCAGUAGGGUGAAAAAUGGAGUGCAAGCUCUCUUGCAGCAAUGGAUUGAAUAUAUAAAGGUAUCAAUAUGUGACUUAUUUCGAAAAGUUAACUUGGAGGAGCAAGUCUUAAAUUUACUGAGGUGGGGAAAGAUGUCUGCAAAAUCUUGGUUUAUAAGCCAUAUAUGACAAAUCAUGCGGUUAAGCUGUCACCAUAGUUUUCUAAAAUAUAGGCUGAACAAGUUUGCACAUCAGCAUUGUUGUGAGCACAGUGAGGAGCCAUCAUCUCUAUGGGAUCCAUUUCAUUCCCUUUCUUGACUUAACAUUCUGAAAAUCUUCAUGGGUUAACAUAAAGCUCCCUGGCUGACUUUGUACCAGCUUCAUUGAGUUGUUGUGGUAAUUAAAUGGGGGUGUAGGAACCAUGUACACCACCUUGAGCUCCUUGAAUAAAGGGCAGGGUGCAAUGAAGUAGGCAAUAAAUUGGUUAGUGCAUACUGCUUUUGUGUAAAGCAUGCAAUGUGUGUGCUUACGCACUGGAUCUUGUUCGAACUAUAUGUGGCAUCCAGCACAAGUGUGUGAUAAAUAACUUUCCUCCUUCGCAGGCAUUCGGCAGCACCAUAGUAAUCAAUCCAGAAAAAGACAAAACCAUGGUCCAAGAGCUACUAGACUUCAAGGAUAAAGUUGAUCAUAUAAUUGACAUUUGCUUUUUGAAGAACGAGAAGUUUGUUAAUGCCAUGAAAGAAGCCUUUGAGACCUUCAUCAACAAAAGACCAAAUAAACCAGCUGAGCUUAUAGGUACUUCUUCUUCUUGUUAUUUCAACUUAUUAAGACACCUACUAAUAAUAGUCUCAAGAUGGUAGUGGAAAGCUCAGUGAAGAUGCUGAACCAUGUGAAAAAGAUGAAUUGCAUGCUAGUAAUCAUUAGGCAUCCAAAACAAAGCUGCUGCUAAUACUAUAGUGCCGUUACACAAAUAUAUGGAGCAACCACACUUGGAAUGCCCUGUACAAUUCUCAUUCCCUUGCCUCGAAAAGGAUAUUGUGAAACCGGAAAGGGUUCAGAAAAGGGUGACCAAGAUGAUCAAGGGAAUGAAGUAACUCCCCUUUGAGAAAAGAUUACAACAUUUGGGGCUCUUUAGUUUGGAGAAAAGGCAAGUGAUAGAAGACAGCAACCAACUUGGACAGCAACUCCAGCACUCCUGGACACAUUCAUAUAAUCACAGCUGGCACAAUUAUAGUCUAGUGAAAUACCUAUUAAAGCUAGCAGAUACCUUGUGCAAGGUUGUAUUUCUGAGUUUGGUUCUGGGUCAGUCUAGUUCCUCUGAUGGAGCUUUGCAGCCCCUUGGCUGUGAGGGAAUAAGAGGGCUGACUUCCAAUCAGACCUGAUAUUUAAGAAUUGGUCAGACAGUCAUACCUCGGGUUAUAGUAGCUUCAUGUUGAGCGUUUUCGGGUUGCAUUCCGCGGCGACCCGGAAGUAAUGGAACGGGCUAAUUCUGGAUUUCGCCGCUCACGCAUGCACAGACCACCCACACAGACGUGGGUUGCAUUCUGCUCAGGAUACGAACGGGGCUCCGGAACGGAUCCCAUUUGCAUCCAGAGGUGCCACUGUACUUAGGAGCAGCAAGGUAGGCUGGAGAAGAUGGUGGUUUUGAAUGCUCAGAGUUUUAAGUUCCCUUUUGCUUUCCACAGUGAUGUCACGUUUGGUAGAUGCUAAGACUGUUGCUGGCAUGACACUUCUUUUCUGUUAGAACUGACAAUGAGCCAGUAGAGGUUAUAGAACACUAGCCUAGUCAAGAGUAAACUAAGACUUGCUUAAGGAGUUCCUACUCAGAUCUAUCUCUUCCUUUUUGGUUUUGUGUUUCUUCAGCUAAGUAUGUGGAUUCAAAGCUUCGUGCAGGUAACAAAGAGGCUACUGAUGAAGAGCUCGAAAAGAUGUUGGAUAAAAUUAUGAUUAUAUUUAGGUUUAUUUAUGGUAAGACCUGGUCUUCUUCUUUACAUUAGGCACCCAUGCAUAUCAGCAAAAAAUAUAGGCCCAAUAAUGCUGACUGAAUAAGACUUAAUGAAUGAGAAUAAGACUGUUAUUCUCCCAGCUUGUUUUGGGGUUUAGGUCUGCAGGAAUCAGAGUUAAUUAAAUACGCAAGAUUGCAUAACUCAGGUUCAUUGCCUUAACCCACAUUGAUUUUUAAAAAUGAAUCUGUAAACUAUUUCUGUUGUUAAAUUUGGUGGGUCGGAAUGCAUAGAUAGCAACUGGUUCUAACAUAGAGCCACUCUGAGGAAAUAAUAAGAAGGUUGGGUCAAACCUUCCACUGGAUCUCUCUGCCAUCUCAAAAUAAUCUAUCAAGCCCCUAGACCUGUUUGGAAUGAGGGGAGCUUCAGGGUUCUCCUCUGGAGAACAUGUACUUGGAAAGGAGCUUUAAAUCUGCUUCUCUUCUACAGGAAAAGAUGUUUUUGAGGCCUUUUACAAAAAAGAUUUAGCAAAGCGGCUAUUAGUUGGCAAAAGUGCAUCAGUCGAUGCUGAAAAAUCUAUGCUUUCCAAGCUCAAACAUGGUAAGGUUUUUUUGUUUUAUCCUCUGCUAAUUUCUUCUCUGUAUACUUCUCAUAGGAAACCCCCAAUAUAUGUUUUUGUACAAUAAGUCACUUGAGUAUUCUUUAGCCGUUGUGAUGUGCAUACCUUUUUCCUGCACAGAGCGUAUUCCUGUACAGUGGUACCUCAGGUUAAGUACUUAAUUUGUUUCGGAGGUCCGUUCUUAACCUGAAACUGUUCUUAACCUGAAGUACCACUUUAGCUAACGGGGCAUUGCGCUCCCGCCACGCCCCUGGAGCACAAUUUCUGUUCUCAUCCUGAAGUAAAGUUCAUAACCCGAGGUACUAUUUCUGGGUUACCGGGGUCUGUAACCUGAAGUGUAUAUAACCUGAACCGUAUGUAACCCGAGGUACCACUGUAUAGAAAAACAAUGUCAUGUGUGAAGGAUUCCUGAAAGACAGUGUCACUGCUGCUUUACUAGGACAGAGUAGUGAGGGAACACCAGCAGAACCAAGCUGCAGUAGUGGCCACCAAACCAGCCACUCCUGAGCAGUACUGCAAUACUGCCCUAAUCUUCAACUUGAACUGAAACAGAAAAUAUAUCUCUGCCCUCUUGUUAAUGAUGCCCUCUUAGUCACUUGUUGACAGUGACAAAAUUCCUAACUGCAACUUCAAUACACAACUGUCCUUUUGUAGAAUGUGGAGCUGCUUUCACCAGUAAACUUGAAGGAAUGUUUAAAGACAUGGAGCUUUCUAAAGACAUCAUGAUACAGUUUAAGCAGGUAUGGGUACAAAGUGGCCAUCCUUAUUUCAUCAUUAUCCGCUUGUGUUCAGUUACAUCUGAAAAGGACAUUGGAAGGACUCCCUCUUGCUUUGCUUUCUCACAACACGCAUACCUGCCUCUCAUAGAAUUGUAGAGAUGGAAGGGGCCACAAGGGUCAUCUAGUCCAACCCCCCUGCAAUCCAGGAAUCUUUUGCCAAAUGUGGGACUUGAACGCACAAUCCUGGGAUUAAGAGUCUCAUGCUCUACCAACUGAACUACUCAUACUUUAGUUCCAUCAACACAUUUUGGCUUCUGCAUGCCAAAUUUGUAAUGCUGUUAAGGAUUUUUGUUUUUUGUUGGAGCUAGUAUGAUGUAGCAGUAGAUAAGGAAAUUCAGCUUGAAAAAUCUGGGUUUCAAUUUCAUGAAAUUUACGGGGUCACCUAUGCCCAGUUUCCAUCUCUGUUAGUUUCAAGGUGAUUGAGUGGGGAGGUGGGAGUUGAUUUCUGCCACUCUGAGCAGCUUGGAGAAAGGAUAGGAUCUAAAUAUGGAGUGGGUGAAUGGCUAAUAAUGCCUGUAGCUUGUUUGUAGUUCUGUAUGGCAAAUUUGUCCAUUUGAUUCUGUUGUAGUAUAUGCAAAAUCAGAAUGUACCUGGUAACAUUGAACUCACCGUGAACAUCUUGACUAUGGGUUAUUGGCCAACCUAUGUGCCUAUGGAGGUGCACUUGCCACCAGAGGUAAGAUAGCUGAACAACACUUCCAAAAUGAAAUAAAUUUACUGCCCUUCUGUGAUGCUGAUGACUAUAAACUACUGAUUAAAAUUAAACAUUAGUUACCUAAUAAUUAGAAAGCUGGGAGAUGGCCAAGAAACGUCUGAGAUUGCAUCAAGCUUUAGAUUGAAUAUUUUGAGGGGUGGUUAUUUAAAUUAAGUAGGUUAAGUAAGUAGUUUGGGAGCCUCUCCCUUUGUAGCAGCAAAAAUAAAUGUACAAAACUUUGAGAAGAGUUGAAGCUUCUUGCACUUUUUUAAAAAAGUAUAUUUAAACAAUUUGGGAUAGAGGUGACUUUAUUAAAUCUCUUAAGAAGCUGUGGCACAAUAAAGAUUUACUUAGUUGAAACUAGCAGUUCUUAAUUGAAGAUUAGAAACUAAUUCUAAUCUUAAACCCUUUUGGUUGUAAAAUGCUGGUAUUAAAAUGACUUGUAUAAAGUUUCAUGGUACAAAUAUAAUAGUGAUAGAGCAUUUUCAGAUAAGCAGUCAAAAAGUAGAGGGGGGGAAGGGCAGAAAUAAGGAAAUAGUAGUUGAUCAUUUCAACUUUAAGCUCAUAUUUCUCUUCUCUUCAGAUGGUGAAACUGCAAGAGAUAUUCAAGACAUUUUACCUGGGAAAGCACAGUGGCAGAAAACUUCAGUGGCAAUCAACAUUAGGACACUGUGUACUCAAAGCAGAAUUUAAAGAGGUAAUGUUUUCUUACCAGUAUAGUGUUAAUCACUCAUUGAAGUCAUUUAGUAAAUGUGGAAUGUAACAGGUCUUUUUAAGUGAUCAAUCCCAUUUUUUAAAAUUGGUUUCUGGCUUUUGUUCAGCUUUAUUGAACCAUUUCUGCCUUAUUUCAUUUAAUGUGCUUUCGUUUCUUCAUCAGUUCUGCCACCAACAUCCUGUGCCAUCAUUGGAUGAAAUGCCCAUCUUUUGGUGAAUACCCACAAGAACAAGGCUUUCCAUGAUCCAUCAAAAGUAUUCAAUUAGGGUCAUUUCCCCCCAAAUAUAAAUAUAAAUAUAUUUGUGGGGGGUUGAACCCUGGAUGAGCAUAGACUUGUAUUGGUUUCCAAGUUGUAAAAGGACUUUAUAGGUUGAAACCAGCACUUUGAAUUAAGCCUGGAAACAGGGAAACAUUAGGAAGACAGAAUAGCUGGAGAAUCGGGAAAACUGUCCUAAUGAGGGUUUGCUCGGUAUAGAUUUCAGCAUUGUUAAUUCAGACUGUGUGCAAUUUCACAACCACAUUCAUAGCCAAUCCUAAACUGGUCUAAGUGUUUCAGAUACAUAGUUAAGGAAGGCAAACCAUAGUUACACAUUAUGUCUUCAUAGGGCAUUAAGUACUCUGCUCUAAAGACAACACAGUUGUCAUGUGGAUAAUAUUUCCUUUUCUGCAGAAUGGAUGUUAUUUCUGCAAGCUGUAGGACUUCCCUCUGCAUGCAUAUAGAACUAUCAUUAAACAAAUUUCUUAAGUUUUCUAAGGAAAUGCAGAAAUGUUUUUAUCAUUCUUUUUUUCUGACAGGGAAAAAAGGAGCUGCAGGUUUCAUUAUUCCAGACUUUAGUGCUGCUUAUGUUUAACGAAGGUGAAGAAUUCAGUUUAGAGGAGAUAAAACAAGCUACUGGAAUAGGUUAGUAUUGGAUGCUCCUUGUUGUUUCUGAGUACUAGUGACUAAAAAACUAAACCAUGUCCUUUCUAUUGUAGAGGAUGGAGAGCUCCGACGAACCCUGCAGUCGCUAGCCUGUGGCAAGGCCAGAGUGCUAACAAAAAGCCCCAAAGGCAAAGAUGUGGAAGAUGGUGACAAAUUUACCUGCAAUGAUGACUUCAGGCAUAAGCUAUUCAGGAUAAAAAUCAAUCAGAUCCAGAUGAAAGAAACGGUACCUGUUUCCCCCCCACCCCCUUCAUAUUACUGACAUAUGUUAUCUGGUCGCCUGAUCAGUGGCCUAAAUCACCCAGAAGCAGAUCACUGGCAGCUAUGUUGACUCCAGCUUUCCAUUUAUGCUGCUGGAGUCAUCAGGAGCUAUUUGAUAUGCCAGAGGGAGGGGUUACACAAACUUCUUUUUUCUGAGCUUGGGACAUCAAGACACUUGCUAUUGACUCAUUACAAACGAAAGCUGUCUUUUACAUUAAAUUAGAUUUUCAUUUUCCUAGUGUUUGGCAAAGCAUCUAUUUACAUUGCAUGCUUACUGCUGAAUUAUUCAUGGCCAUCAGUUCCUUGCUGGGUGGCUUGUUAGCUAUAGCUUAUUCUUAUAAUAUACAGUAGCACCUCGGCUUACAUUACCCUCAGCUAACAUAAACUUGAGGUUGCGAAAGUGGCAAACUUGGAAGUGUUUCUUGCAUGCGUAGAAGUGGUCUGCCACCAUGCGUGCACGCAUGUGCAGAAGCGGUCCCUCCGGAUGCGGAAAUCUCGGGGUCUGACCAGAGUUCUGGAAUGGAUCCCGUCCGCAACCAGAGGUACCACUGUACUGGUUUAUUUCCAUUUCCUUCCUGCCGCUAAAAGCCCUCUAAAAGAUGACCAGGAGGAGGGUGGAAAUCAUGUUUCAUCGCAAAUGUUUAAAUCAGAGCUUCCUCUGAGCCACCAGGUCUUACACCCCACACAGUUUUUCAGUUGCUGUUGGUGUUACAAAAUGUGCAUUCUUCUCAUUGACACUGCCCGCACCCCAGCAAAAAGACUUAAUAUUUAUUUAAUGUAAAAAAAAAAAAUCACUUUCCAUGCAGCUUUACCAUUUAAAAAUGAAAGCAAACAGGGCAGUUGUUGUUUUUUUAAAGCUAUAGAAGUCAUAAAACACUAAAACAUCAUUUGAAUCAAUGUAGCGGUAGUCACCAGUUUGGAUGGCUUUAAAGAGGGGUUAGACAAAUCCAUGGAGGAAUAGGUUAUCAAUGACUACUAGUAAUGAUGGCCAAGUACUUGUUCCAGUAUUGUAGAGAGGAUGCUACUGAACACCACAUGUUGGACUAUGAAUGGCCGAGGGCUGUUGUGCUCAUGCCCUUCUAUAAGCUUCUCAGUGGUGUCCAGUUCACCACUGCAAGAACAGAUUGCUGGAUCAGCUAGACCUUGGGUAUGAUCUAGCAGGACUCCUGUUUAUUCUUAGCCAGAUGUACAAUAAUCAGCCUUUAAAAACUAUUGCAAAGGCCUGAACAAAUAACGGCUUUUCAAACUGGUGCUUAAAAUGCAGGAUAGUAGGUGUAUACAGUUAUGGGAAAGGUAUUUCAAAGGCAGGAUUCUCCUCCUGAGAGAUCCUAAAUAUUAGUCAUUGCUUGCCUGCCUGACUUCUAAAUGGCGACACCCAAAUAAUUAACUUGAUGAACAGAGAUGGCUUGUGUAGAAGCAGGUGACUUAGAAUACAAAGAUAUAUUUAGGAUAUUCAGGUUUAGGGGGGUGGCCUUUCUUAUCGGAAGUAGUACCUCAUGGAACACCAAUGUAAUUUCAUCCACCCAUCCCAAAUUAAUGGCUGAUUUAAAUUAAUCCAUUCACCAGUUGACAUAAUUAAAACAGUUUUUCCAUUUCUGAUAUGCUUUCCCCCCAAAAUGUUCUGCUCCUGCAGGUGGAAGAACAAGCAAGCACUACAGAGAGAGUCUUUCAGGAUCGUCAGUACCAAAUUGAUGCUGCAAUUGUGAGAAUCAUGAAAAUGCGCAAGACGUUGAGCCACAAUCUGCUCGUGUCUGAAGUAUACAACCAGCUUAAAUUCCCAGUAAAGGUAGAGUAUGAGUGUUCUUGCUUAAACUAUCGGCAUCAAAAUUAGUCCUGCAAAUUCUCUGCUUGUUACAGAACUUUCAAGAUAAAAAUAGUUUUGUUAUUGAGAAUGUCCAGUGUAGCAAAAAGGGAUGCGGGUGGCGCUGUGGGUUAAACUACAGAGCCUAGGGCUUGUCAAUCAAAAGGUCGCGGUUCGAAUCCCCCCAACGGGGUGAGCUCCCGUUGCUGGGUCCCUGCUUCUGCCAACCUAGCAGUUCGAAAGCACAAACUGCAAGUAGAUAAAUAGGUACCGCUCCGGCGGGAAGGUAAACGCCGUUUCCAUGCGCUGCUCUGGUUCGCCAGAAGUGGCUUAGUCAUGCGGGCCACAUGACCUGAAGCUGUACGCCCGCUCCCUUGGCCAAUAAAGCGAGAUGAGCGCCAUAACCCCAGAGUCGUCCGCGACCUAAUGGUCAGAGGUCCCUUUACCUUUACCUUUAGUAUAGCAAAACCAAAAGAUUUAGUCAGCAAAUGAUAAAGAAUUCCAAUAUAGGAUAAGUUAGGAAGGCUGUGAGCUUUCAGCACUCAGAACCUAUGCCUAUAUGCUAUGUGUUGUUAGAAUAGGAAGAUUUUGUAGAUGCAGUAAAGUGCAUGUCCAAAGUCCACCUGUGUUGUGAAUCUUAAUUUCUUUCUGUUUAUAAACCUUUGCACCCAUGUGAAGGAAUUGAAUUAGUACACUAAUAUGUAAAAACUGAAUGAUCAUUAUAUACAUAUUUUAAUACUACCAUGAUUAAAAAAUGGUUGCUGACUUCCUGAAUUGCUUUCACAGCCCGCAGACCUUAAGAAGAGAAUAGAGUCGUUGAUUGACAGAGACUACAUGGAAAGAGACAAGGAGAACCCAAACCAGUACAACUACAUUGCAUAA
This is a messenger RNA of Podarcis lilfordi (Lilford's wall lizard), 18508 nucleotides long. Lineage: Eukaryota; Metazoa; Chordata; Lepidosauria; Squamata; Lacertidae. The record is from the annotation of a GenBank genome assembly.